Molecule: messenger RNA, 2578 nt
Organism: Lathyrus oleraceus (garden pea)
Lineage: Eukaryota; Viridiplantae; Streptophyta; Magnoliopsida; Fabales; Fabaceae
Product: UPF0481 protein At3g47200
Exons: 2
Coding region: 769-2151 (460 amino acids)
Source: RefSeq, a predicted model, not a curated record
UUCCAGAACAUUUAUAGAUUCAAUAUGUGUAUUAGUGACUCUUUAUAAGUUAUAAUGAGUCGAGUUUGUUACAAAAGAAAUUCGUGUCAAACUCAAACAAAGAUUUGAGCAUACUCGUCAUUUUCUGCCGUAACUUUCUUAAACACUUCUCCAAUAGGGUAACUUUAACCAUCAGUUUGAUUAACAAAUUUAGUGGUUUAAAAAAACUAAAACUGAGAUCCGAACCAAACCACAUCGAUUUUCAUCGUUUUAAUUCGAUUUUUAAACUGAACCCAAAAAAUUAAUUUUUUCAAUUUGAUUUGAAUUAUCGAUUUAAUUGAUUUUUUACGACACCCUAAUACCCUAAUUGCAACUAACUAAUAACAUAAUCCUUUCCUAUUAUUUACUUUUUAUGGGUUUAAAAUGGUAAAAAAAAAAAGGCUCUGAUUGUAUGAACCAUCUAUCUUGUUCAACAAAAGAAUCUUCAUGUGCCUUGUGGUGAUUAACAUAUGUUUCCAAAAGAAAAAGAAGAAUGGAUGGAAUAAAGUAGCAGUACUUGAAACUUGAAACAACAUCCUUAGUAUCAAGUAUCAAGUAAAGGUUCAAUUAUUGACAAACUUUACAGUUAACUAUGAAAGCAAUACUAUUCAGAAGAAGCCCGUCAUUAUUUAAAUCUUGGUUUAUCCCGCAAACAAAUAUCUAUGUCACGAGGUCAACAACAAUUUUUUAUAUUUCAAUCAUGAAGUUUCCUGUCAUGAUCAAUGCUUAGAAAUUAUAAAGUUGAAGGCUAUGGAUCUGGAAGAAGAAAUUAGCAGGUACGAAAGAUGGAAGCAAAGUACUAAAGCAUUGUUAAGUGCUGUGCGCAAAGAAACAUGUCAACCGUAUAGCAUUCCCGUUGUUCCAGACAACCUUCGGAAAUGGAAUGAGACUGCCUACAUUCCAAAAGUCGUUUCCAUCGGCCCCCAGUAUAGAGGAAGGAGGGAGCUAUUACAAGCGGAAGAGAUCAAAUGGCGCUGCGUCACCACUCUUCUUAGUCGAACAUUCGGGCUGGAUGCAAUUGAAAAGUGUAUGAAAGAAGUUUUGAAGUUAGAUGCAACUGUUCGUGCAAGCUACGUAGAUGAAAUCACACUCGAUAGGUAUGCUCUGGCAACGACUAUGGUAUUUGACGGGUGUUUUCUGUUAGAACUUCUCAUUUGUGAAUCUAAGUAUGAUUCAGAGUUACCAAUACCAUUUAAUGGCAUUAGUCCCGGAAUAGAAGUAAAACAGAUGGACUAUGUCAUAAGCGAUCUGAUGCUACUGGAUAAUCAGAUACCAAUUUAUAUUCUUGAAAUAUUGUUCGAAAAUCUUCUUGGUUCCUCUCCCCAAAUGCGAGAGCUCAUACAAAAUCUGGCUCUUCCUGUCUUCGGCUUCUCUUUGAAAUUGAUGGUUAAAUCCACCUUCCACUUCCUUGAUAUUGCUUACUCCUACAUGGAAAUGGGAUGGAUUGAUAAAAAGAUAGAGGAGAAUGUUAAAGAUAACAAACUCACUAUGCAAAAUCAAAAUCUAAAUCGCUGUGCUACUAGACUCAAAGCUGUCGGUAUAACCAUCCAACUUCUUGAUAUAAAUAAAAACUUUAUAUCUACCACCGAGUUCAACAAAAGUAGGAGGAUACUAAAAAUCCCAAAGCUAGUAAUUGAACGAACAACAGAAGCAUUGUGGCGGAGUUUCAUCGCUUGGGAGCAUCAUAAGAAGAAAUUGAAGAUUGGUUCUUCAUCGGUUGUUGACAGGCGUAGUAUAUGCACUUCCUCUGCCAUUCUUUUCAGCGAUUUGAUAUGCUGUACAGGUGAUGUUCAAUUGCUCAAAGACAAGGGAAUUAUAGUAGACAAAUCAGAGAAGAGCAAUAGAGAUCUGGUGGCUUUUUUCCAUUCAAUCGCAAAGGGAGUUGAUCGUGACAUUAUUGAUUCCAAUCAUAUCGCCAUGUUUAAUGCCAUGAACACAAUUUCUUCAGCAAAUUACGCCACUAAAGUCUUCAUAUUACUGCACCAUUACUUUUGCAAAGUUUUAGACUGGUGUUACAACGUUCACACAUUUUUCAAGCGCGGUUACAACUUUGCUUUUACCAUUGCAGGUUUUCUCACUUUGAUCCAGACUUGUUACGCAAUUGUUGCCUAUCAUUUUCCCAAAAAACAGUAACCACACUGUUUGUUUCCCAGUUGGCCUUCCAACAAAGAAAAUGAGAUGUGGUUUCCAUAUGAAAACUACUAAGGACUUAGAUUAUAGACAUUCAUGUCUACUUGAAACUGCAUUUCACUGUCACAUUUUUUUUAUGUCAAUUUAACUUCAAUUUCAUUUUAAUUUAGAUGUUUAUGACUUAUGCAGCUUUAGUUUCAAUUCUUUUAAUUAAGUUCAUCCAUUUUUUCUCAUUGCAAUUUAUCAUUCAUAUAUUUAUAUGAUGCAUUUUUAACUAUAUCUCGUCAAACUUUUAAUUAACGUACCUUCAUAAUAAAAAUGCAUUUGAAGUACUAUUUGAAUAUAGUUCAUGGGUAACAUCAUAGUGACAAUGGGGUGUCAAACUAAGGUCACUUGUUUUCACCCUCUAACACUACAAGAAAAUCUCUGA